CAAAGGAUGAAUCCGCCACCAUGGGAUUUUCACGAAGCUUCUUACCAGCAUUUCAACUUUUGUGUUAGGAGUGCACGCGCCUACAGAUGAGCGUGUCGUCGUUCAAUGAUGAUUUGUUUUAGAGCGUUCGAAUUGAUGCGACGGUUCCUUGACUCUAAUGUCACUGCCUCGAGGAAUUUGCGAUGGAGUAGGUGAAUUUGAGCAGACGAAAUAUUUCUUAUCAAAAAUUCUCGACUCCAAGCCUGAAUGUCCCUGGUUCUAUUCGAUUCCGUUCAUUUUGUAUGGACAGUGUGCCCAAUCUCUCCAUUUCAACCCGAUCAUUCAUAUUGCAUAAAGUGCAUCGAAAGAAAACAUAUACCCAUUGACUGGGCUACGAUGGUCACAGAAGGAUAUCAAGAAGAAAUAGUGAUGUUCGAUGGAAGGACUCGCACAAACCAAAACAGUCAUGGCACUGGUGAUGCCGAUGUUGAUGAUGCUGAAAGCAAUCCCGGUAGCAAUGCUUCCUCAUAUGUUUGUUCUAAAGUUGAGAAUGCCACCCCCUGGAGCGAUUUGCAACGUAUCAAAAAGGAGGCAAACGAGGUGGCCAUGAUGUCUUCUUCAGAACGCAAUCUCGACACGACCGAUGCUUCGUGCCAAUCGCCUCUACUCAACCCGUCGGAAUCAAAAAACACAGUGAGCUCAAAUCAUAUUGUACGAGACGAGAGCCAGGAAUAUACAAUGGAAAGAUUCGACGAAUUGCUGGAGAGGAACGGGCGCGACCCUGUCGCUAUGGACCACGAAACACAUGUCUCAAACGAUGGUGAGACAAAAACCGUCGUCACGGACAACGACGAUCCGGAAACACACAAGGAGAAAUCAGAAGAUCUUCUUUUCUGCAAGCAAAAACAUAGGACCGUUUGGUCUAACCGGAUGUUCCGUUCCCCGGGCCUGGUGGCGGAUGCUCCCUCGGGAAUUUUGCUUGUUUUUGACCGGAUCCUGGACUGCAUCGAUCCCCACUGCGGCCCAAACCAUUUUCGAGAAUUUGGAUCGCUGGACGAGGACGACCAGAGCAGUUUGUGGUCCCUGUCUGUAAGCCGCAACUCCCAUCGGGAAUCCCGAGAAGAUUCCAGCAGCGCAUGCUCGCUCACAACGGACGAACGCAGCCUGGAGGCCCACCCGCUGUUCAACCACCGCCUUGCGAAUGACUGGGCCACGUCGUACGAACGGCACAAGGCAAAUCCCAUUCCAAAGGAGGAACUGAAGGAUGGCUACGAAUGGAUUUUCCCGUGCUGGGAGGAUCCUGAAAGGAAGUCCGCGCUCCCUUCCAGGAGCCUAAGGGAUCUCGCUGCUUCCGAUGUCGGCAGAAAAAGAAAAUGGGCUGGGAAGGAUCUCAUGAGUAUCAGGAGUCAUAGACCAGCUACCACUAGUGCCACCUUACCCUCUAUCCAUUCCGAGAUCUUCGAAGCGGAGGUCUUUGGCGAGGUAAGCUGGGGUAAAGGUAGCGAAAAGUGCAAGAGCGAUCCAAGCAAGCCAAGUUGUGACGACGCCCCGGACGAGCCGUGUGACUUUCCUUCCCGUGAGAGCAGUCUUUUGGUGCUGCMCCAGCCGAUCCCAUUAGACGCACCCUUUGUUGUGUGCAAACUAAGUACGAGCGACGACAGCAGCCUCUCCGAGCUCUUUGAUGGAUUGAUGGUCUCGACGCCUUCGGACGAAAGGCAGCAAGAGGAGGAGGAGGAGCUCGAACGUAUCACGGAUCGAACCUCUAUCACAGAGGAAACGAGCACUCUCAGUUUCAGUUACAGCAUGGGUUCGCAUUGAUUCAAUUCGUCCGUUGCAUUGUUUGUGAUUACAACGAUGCCUUUCUUGCCGAGAUGUCUUUGAGAAGACUUUCUGUGAGAAGAUUAAUAUGACAUUAU
Molecule: messenger RNA, 1895 nt
Organism: Pseudo-nitzschia multistriata
Lineage: Eukaryota; Bacillariophyta; Bacillariophyceae; Bacillariales; Bacillariaceae
Source: the annotation of a GenBank genome assembly